AUGUCAGGGGACUUGAGCUCGCCCUUUGCCUUCUAUGCGUUUGAUCAACUUUACUCUCGUUUGAACUCUGAUUCAGGAACAUACCUUUCCUUCGAAGCGGUAAAGCAGUUAUUUCCCAACUACGCCAUCGAUAGUAGGAAAACAACCGAGAAGACAUCUCUAUUCAUCACCUGGAAGAAGAAAUCGGGAAGGAGCAGAGAAGGUGAGCUGCGAGGAUGUAUUGGAACUUUCGCAAAGCUCGCACUGCUGAAGGGGAUUGAAAAGUACUCACUUAUCGCAGCGUUACAAGAUCACAGGUUCCCCCCAAUCACGAAAAAAGAACUUCCCACUCUUACAUGUAGUUGUAACAUCCUCCACAGCUUCCACACUAUCUUCAGUGAUAAAAAAGGCGACAUUUUCGAUUGGGAGUUAGGAGUUCAUGGUAUCGAACUCACAUUCAAAGACCCUAGCAGCAAUCAGAUCAUGAGCGCUACGUUUCUGCCAGAAGUGAUGCCUGAGCAGCACUGGGACAAGGAGGACACCUUCAAAAAUCUUAUAGAAAAGGCAGGAAAUUGGAAAGAUGUUGAUUUCUUAAUGAAUCACUACGAAGACUACUUUAUCGACGUUAUCCGCUACGAGGGGGAAAAAAGUCAAAUUGGUUUCGAAGAAUUCAAGCACCUACGAGAUGGUGUUGAAUCCGCACAAACUGGUCACUGA
Lachancea lanzarotensis is the source of this 696-nucleotide messenger RNA. Its product is annotated as LALA0S04e00848g1_1. The record is from RefSeq and is a predicted model, not a curated record. Bases 1 to 696 code for a protein of 231 amino acids. NCBI's taxonomy places the organism in Eukaryota, Fungi, Ascomycota, Saccharomycetes, Saccharomycetales, Saccharomycetaceae. The transcript has a single exon.